UACGGCAUGACGCACAGUAAGACAUGAGCGCAUUUGAAUUCACGUAUGUUGUUGAUAACGAGCUAGCUUGAUAAAAUGGCAUCUACUUGGAAAACAUAUUUAACGGUUGCGCAUUUCAUCGCUCUGUGUAUCAUCACUAAAAUCCAAUCAAGACAAAUAACCACGGAGACUGUUGUGUUAAACGUGACAGCAUUUAGUGAAAUUAACCAGACAAAGUACAGUGUACAGAUUAACUUGAAUGUAGGUCUCUGGGACAAUGAAACAUUCAUUAAUGGAGCUCCUCUCAAAUCCUCAGGAGUCACAAGGAUUUCAUGUCCUGCUCUGCUCUUGGAUGGCCAUAAUGUGAGCUCUGGUAAAACAGCUGGUGGGUUGGUCAACAGUGAGCUGAGGCUCAUGUUGAAUCAGUCAUAUAUUCAGAGCAAUGCAGGAGAGAAGGUUGUGUUACUCAUCCUGAGUCAGGAGAUAAUCCAGCUGGCGGAUGAAAUGGUCCAGCAGCCUGACAUCUGUGAGGUGGAAAUCCUUUGGAACCAGAACUCAGAAGAGAUCACACAGGUUACCACUGUUUACCCUUCAUCGAGAAGCCAGCUCUCUGCCGUUCCACCAGAGAAUGAUGUCUUAAUAACUGAUGCAUCAAUAGACAAUACAGGUGAAGCCCAAGUGCUCAACACCACAAGCCACUAUUUAUUAAAACAUGCAGAGACCACUCAGGAGGAGAUUGCAGCUCGAGGAAAGCUGCCUGAAACCCCCUUGCGGAUGGACCCUGAUACCCUGUAUGAAUCCAGAGAGGAAGAGGAAAGGAAUUCAGAUUACUUACUGCCUGAGGUUCCUCUUAGAGAGUCAAUGUCCUCUUACAGUGUGGCGUGCCAGUGGGUUGAAGAGCUGAAGGAUAAACUGAGGAGGUUCUGGUCCGAUUCUGUGCCACUAUUCUUGUUAAUCAUGUGGGUGGCAGUUGUUGGUGUUGCAUGCUCUGCUGUCAUUAUUAAGAUCCUGGAUCUUCUCUUCCCAUCCUGUGAACACCGAGGAUUUUUUCAUCUGAAUCUAGAGACACUAAUGCCAGAUGUUGAAAAACAGAGGCUAAUCGAUAACACCGAAAAUGAGGGGCAGACAACAGAAAAAAGCAUUUUGAUAGAAAAGUGAUGGCUAUGGAUGUGUUCUCAUCAGUUUUGUCAUGUGGCUUUAUUUGGUAAAUGAUAUCAAUGACUUCGGUGUAGCACAAAUUCUAUUCCAUUUCCUAAUGAAACAGAAUUCUAUUUUCACAUGCUCUGUAUAAAAGCAUUAUCAGCUGAAAGUUUGUUUUAUCCUUUUGUAUUCACUGUCAUGCGGUUUUGAGAAGAGAAAACAUGUGUGGUAUAUUUUUAAACUCAUUAAGCACAGUACCACUUAACAAAAAUGCUCCUGCCUGAAUUGUAAAACUGAGAUAUAAAAAAUCUAAAAUGGUAUGGAAUAAAUGGAAAAGAUUGAAUCUGGUUCAAUUUUAUCCAAAUGAAUAACUUCAAUGAUAACUGAUCUUGAACGGUCCUCCUUUGACUAUUUAAUGCAUGUUUUUCUUAUUUCUCACUGUGGAUCUGUUUUUAGAAGUGGCCUGUAUUAAAGAUGCUGUAAUUAUCGACGCCGCCUCUCACAAACCCAGCACUCCAAAGAUACCAAAUUAGCUUUAUUGUGACCGACACAGAGCAGAAACGGUUGUCAAACAGCAGCAAAAUAGCACCCUCAACUGACAACUGUUAUGAACAACAGAGCAUAAAAAUGACAUUAAGCCUCAAUAAUUCGCUGCAACUACCAUACUAUGAAAAUGUGCAAAAUGAUUGACAGGCACAAAGUGCCAAAGACCUCAGACACAUUUUUGUUUGCUCUUUACAGAGUCCAGAGCUGUCACAGACCGGUGAGAUAUCUCACACUUAUUUAAAUAACAUAUUUCAGGGUGUAGACAUUUUUUUUGCAUACUUUUCCAUUAAAUAUUGCUUACAGCAACUUUAAAUUCCUAUAUUGUUUACCUUUCAAAGUAUCAUGUAAUAUGCAUUUUGCUUCAGUCAGCUAUGGAUGUUGCAUUAAGCAUGCAUACUAGCAACAUAUUUCAGGUUUAACCUGCAUUAGAUGAAUGACUUGGGUUGCGAUUUCUGUGUUAAGUUUCCCUUGAGACGACUGAAAUGUCUCUCUCAGUGCAGUUUACGCAUUGCUCCGUAGCAUUAUUUUUUAUAGAGUAAACACAUGUUCCACUAAGAAAAGUAUUACAGCUGAUCAUAAAAUGACCAUUUUAACUAAAGUCCUACAUUUCAUUGUAACCCCUGAAUGGAAGACCAUCUGUCAUUGGAUUUGAAUUCAAUCAAAUGUGUGUCACUUGUAAAAAUAACUUUUUUUUCACGAUUUGUUAUCAGUAAAUUCUGCACAAUAAAUGAGUUUGAAUCUCA
Xyrauchen texanus (razorback sucker) is the source of this 2408-nucleotide messenger RNA. RefSeq names its product glycoprotein integral membrane 1 (gene ginm1). NCBI's taxonomy places the organism in Eukaryota, Metazoa, Chordata, Actinopteri, Cypriniformes, Catostomidae. The record is from RefSeq and is a predicted model, not a curated record. The coding region runs from base 76 to 1137 and encodes 353 amino acids. The transcript is spliced from 8 exons.